Messenger RNA from Magnolia sinica, 438 nucleotides. RefSeq names its product sulfite reductase 1 [ferredoxin], chloroplastic-like. Gene Ontology annotation, cellular component: chloroplast stroma; sulfite reductase complex (NADPH). Lineage: Eukaryota; Viridiplantae; Streptophyta; Magnoliopsida; Magnoliales; Magnoliaceae. The transcript is spliced from 3 exons. Bases 57 to 407 code for a protein of 116 amino acids. The record is from RefSeq and is a predicted model, not a curated record. Gene Ontology annotation, biological process: sulfate assimilation. Gene Ontology annotation, molecular function: heme binding; iron-sulfur cluster binding; sulfite reductase (ferredoxin) activity.
CAUUGGAGGGACAAUGAAGAAGACGUUAAGGGAGAUAAUUGAGAAGUAUAACCUGAAUGUGUGCCUUACACCCAACCAGAACAUUAUCUUGUGUUUGCCGUGCAUGGAGGCGACCCAUCACAACAGCUCUUGCUCAGGCUGGUCUUCUGAAUCCUAGGUAUGUGGAUCCACCCAAUAUAACUGCAAUGGCAUGUCCCGCACUACCAUUAUGCCCUCUAGCAAUAGUAGAAGCUGAGCGUGGAAUUCGUGACAUUCUCAAGCGGGUUCGAGCUGUAUUUGAUAAGGUUUGGCUCGGGGGAACGCCUAACCAAACCUCACUAGGAAAAUAUUUCAUGAAUAAGGUGAAGAUUCAUGAUCUAGAAAAGGUUUUGGAGCCAUUGUUCUACAACUGGAGGUGCAAAUGUUAACAGGGAGAAUCUUUCAGCGAUUUAAUAACCC